AUGAGCAAAGCCAAGGUAACGGGGUUUUUGCCAAUUGAUACUGACGAUGAAAGUUUACGUGAACGUCAUGUUGAUCAAUCAAAAGCAAAUACCUCUGAUAUCCAAGGUGAACAAUUAGAUUGCUCUGACCAACUAGAAAAAGAACAUAAGACAAAAAAAGGCGAACAGUACACUACGUUAAAGAUUCUAAGGGAUAUCAUAGGACCCCUUUUAUUGACUAUAUGGUCAUUUUAUCUAAGAUUCAAACGUAUAGAUCAGAACAAUUAUGUCGUCUGGGAUGAGGCUCAUUUUGGAAAAUUUGGAUCAUACUAUAUCAAACAUGAGUAUUACCAUGAUGUUCACCCCCCACUAGGUAAAAUGCUUAUUGCAUUGAGUGAAUGGAUAGCAGGAUUUGAUGGUCAAUUUGACUUUUCCUCUAAUAAUGCAUAUCCUGAAAACGUAAACUUCAAAAUAAUGAGACAAUUUAACGCGACGUUUGGCGCUUUAUGUACACCAGUAGCUUUCUUCACAGCGAAAUGGAUGGGAUUCAAUUAUCUUACUGUUUAUUUAAUUGCUACAAUGGUAACUUUGGAACAUUCAUAUAUUGCCCUGUCAAAAUUCAUAUUACUAGAUUCAAUGUUGCUUUUUUUCUCGAUGACGACGUUUGCUUGUAUGGUAAAGCUGUAUACUUUGAGAAAACAACAAAUGACGAGAAAGUGGUCUUUAUGGAUGUUAUUAACGGGGUUAUCUAUAGGUUGCGUUUGUUCAGUGAAAUGGGUUGGUCUGUUUAUCACAGUUGUAGUUGGCCUCUACACAUGUAUCGAACUAUUUUUGCUCUAUUGUGAUAGUGGAUUGCCUAGAAUAAAAUAUUACAAACAUUGGCUUAUCAGAAUCAUUAAUCUGAUAGUUAUUCCUUUUCUAAUCUAUCUCUAUUGCUUUAAAAUCCACUUUGUCUUGUUGUACAAGUCCGGUACAGGGGAUUCCACCACAAAUACGUUAUUUCAAAUAAACUUAGAGGGAACUCAGAUUGAGGCGGGUCCUCGCGAUGUAGUAUUUGGAUCAGAAUUGACCAUAAGAUCACAUGGCUUAAGCCCAAAUCUGCUACAUUCACAUGUUCAAUUAUAUCCAGAAGGCUCUGGACAGCGCCAAAUCACGGGAUAUGGGUUCGCCGAUUCUAAUAAUGUUUGGAAGUUUGAAUUCUCUAGGUCUUCUGGAUUGGAACUAGACCAGAACGGAACUUUGAAUGGCAAAAUAAUUCCGAUAACGGAUGGCAUGGAAGUUCGCCUCAGCCAUAAAAAUACAGGAUCUAGCCUUCACUCGCAUGAUGUGCCUUCUCACGUCUCUAGAGGGAAUUUUGAAGUUUCAGGCUACGGAUCACAAAGUGUUGGAGAUGAGAAGGACGAUUGGAUAAUAGAGAUUGUAAAACAAAUGGACUCACCGAAUCCAGCCUAUUCUAAUGAAAAUUCAACUAUAUUGCAUCCAGUUUCUACUUUCUUCAGGUUAAGACACAAAGUUUUGGGUUGUUACUUGGCCUCUACUGGGUUGACAUAUCCUGCUUGGGGGUUUAAACAAGCUGAAAUUGUCUGCAAGGACUCAUGGAGCCGUAGAGAUAAAUCGACCUGGUGGAAUGUAGAGGAUCAUUGGAACAACAAUUUAGAAGCCGCAAAGGAUUAUAUUCCACCAAAAUCCAAUUUUUGGACCGAUUUUAUUUUAACUAAUUUCGCCAUGGCCUCCUCUAAUAGUGCGUUAGUUCCUGAUGAAGAUAAAUAUGAUAGUUUAUCAUCUGAUGCGUGGGAAUGGCCAACGUUGCAUAAAGGGCUAAGGAUGUGCUCAUGGGCAGGAUAUAUCCCUCGAUACUACCUUAUGGGAUCUCCCUUCAAUACCUGGAUUUCCACUGCCUCCUUGAUCAUCUUCCCAUUUGUUGUUCUUUUUCUGUUAUACCGUUGGAGAAGGCAAACGCUCUAUCUCUCAGACGACAAAAUCUGGCAAGUCGCCAUACAAGGCAUAUUCCCUUUCAUUUCUUGGAUGACACAUUAUUUGCCCUUUGUAAUGAUGGGGAGAGUAACGUAUGUACAUCACUACGUUCCCGCAUUAUAUUUUGCAAUCCUCGUGUUCGGAUUUGUGAUUGAUUUCGCUCUGACAAGAGCCCAUUGGAUUGUCAAAUAUCCUAUCUAUUUGUCAUUAUUUGGCGGAUGCAUAUACAUAUACAAUCUGUUUGCUCCAAUAUGUCAGGGUAUGCAUGGUGAUAGAGCGGAAUACUCAUCUUUGCAAUGGUUAUCCACUUGGGAUAUCGCAUUUUAG
This is a messenger RNA of Saccharomyces paradoxus, 2280 nucleotides long. It is a transcript of the gene PMT6, whose product is annotated as dolichyl-phosphate-mannose-protein mannosyltransferase PMT6. Lineage: Eukaryota; Fungi; Ascomycota; Saccharomycetes; Saccharomycetales; Saccharomycetaceae. The record is from RefSeq and is a predicted model, not a curated record. The transcript has a single exon. Gene Ontology annotation, biological process: protein O-linked glycosylation via mannose. Gene Ontology annotation, molecular function: dolichyl-phosphate-mannose-protein mannosyltransferase activity. Gene Ontology annotation, cellular component: membrane; endoplasmic reticulum. Bases 1 to 2280 code for a protein of 759 amino acids.